AAAAAGAAAAAAAGGAGAACUCAACAGUAGAACUUGGUAGAGAUUCUCCUCCUCCCAAGUUGGCUCUAGGGUUUCUUCGGAUGAAAUCCAACUUGAUGCAGUGUUGUUGUACUGCAAUUCUCUCUAUCAUUCAAUUGGUAUUAUCAGAUAAAAAGUUAAGUUAAAAUUUGGUUCUUUUCCUAAUUCCUCUAUGGCAGAGACUUCCCGUUCUCGAGUCACCAUAACCCUAGGUCGCGCUGGUCAGGUGGUUAAAAGGGCAGGUCCUGGUGUUGAUGAUAGUAGUUCAUUUGCUGAUUCACAACAUCCCGUUGGGGCUAAAAGAUCAGUUAGGGAUAGGCUGGGAAGCAAUGUGGAUUCAUCAUCCAAUUUUAACAAUAAACGCCAGCGAGGAGAUGUUAGUAGAUUGAGUCGAAGUGCCUCUAACGAUGUGGAUGAAGAUGUUACUCUGAACAAAGAUGACUUGCGGUUCAAAAUUAUGCGCAAAAAUAGUCUUAACAAGGGUCAAAGUUCCAGCCAGCUGAAUGGAAUGGACCUUCGUGACUUGCUGUCAAGGCCUGCUCAGUCUUCAACAAGUAGCCUAGGUACGCAGCAACGGAUGCCUCAGCUGAAGGAUCCAAGAAAGCAUUUUCCAGAUCCGAGGGACGGUAGACACCAGAUGCAAGAGCCGAGGAAUGCUAGAUAUCUUAUGCCUGAACCAAGGGAUGGUAGACGACAUGUUUCAGAACCCAGGGAUGCUAGGCAGCCCCUUUCUGAAUCCAGGGAUGUUAGAUAUGUCAUGCCAGGGCCAAAAGAUGAUAGAAACCUUAGGCUGGGAUCAAAUAGUUCAAGCUUUCCUGGUCAAAUUCGAUCCUCACGAACUACUGAUUCUUUGCCGCAUUUAGACUCGUUAAGAAAUUCUUAUUCUCCUUGGACUUUGGAUAGUUUGAGGCAAGGAGGUAGGGUUGCGGGUACUUCUAGAGGUCUCACUCCGUCAAGGAGGAAUGAAGAGCUAGAGCAACGGCCUCUAGUAAGGAAGUUGAUUGAGUUUAGAGUAUACACAUUUUCAAUAGGGACAUUGGCUUCGAUACCAGAUGGUCCAAAUUCUUCCACCAGGCCAACUGUAUGA
This is a messenger RNA of Coffea eugenioides, 1105 nucleotides long. RefSeq lists its product as uncharacterized. The coding region runs from base 191 to 1105 and encodes 304 amino acids. The record is from RefSeq and is a predicted model, not a curated record. NCBI's taxonomy places the organism in Eukaryota, Viridiplantae, Streptophyta, Magnoliopsida, Gentianales, Rubiaceae. The transcript has 5 exons.